Messenger RNA from Closterium sp. Yama58-4, 2661 nucleotides. NCBI's taxonomy places the organism in Eukaryota, Viridiplantae, Streptophyta, Zygnematophyceae, Desmidiales, Closteriaceae. The record is from the annotation of a GenBank genome assembly.
AUGCCAAAGCGGCGUGUCGAAGGCGAAAUAACGGUUUCGGGUAGCUUGAAUGUGGAACGGCGUGGAGUUCCCAAGUUGACGGCGUAUUGGAGCGAUCUGUUUCACACGCUGAUCAACAUUCCUAACAUCCGCUUCUACCCGUUACUUCUGCUUGUUUACUCGCUGCUAUUUGGAGGGUUUGCGCUCCCCUAUUACUAUCAGUCUUUACAGUAUAAAUGCAUCCCAGGGGUUAAAAAUUACUGGCAUGCUUUAUGGUUCAGUGUUCAGUCCGCCAUGACCAUUGGGUAUGGGGGAGAAUUGGUCCCUGAUCCUGACUGCUUCACACUGAACCUCCUUAUAGCCCUCCAAUCACUUGCUGCUCUGAUUGUCGCCUAUUCCUUGCUGGGAAUAGUCUACACACGGUUUGCGCUUCCCUCCCGUCGAGCUUCAUCUCUCGUGUUCAGCCACUGCAUGGUGCUCAACGAGGAAGACGGAGUGCCUCGCCUUUCAUUCCGGGUAGCUAAUGUUCGCAAGCACCAACUCAUAGAGGCGCAUGCACAGCUGCUGGUGGCAAUCAACAAUAUUAUGAGUGAGGAGAAUGAGGCGCUCUUCAAAUUCUCCAACCUUCCGAUCCUUGGAGGGGGCUUCGUCUUUCUUGCUCUCCCGUGCAUCAUCACUCAUGCAAUCACGAAGCACAGCCCACUCCAUGGCAUGUCCCUUGCUAUGAUGGAGCGCGCUGACAUUGAGUUCCUUGUGCUUAUAGAAGGCGUGGAUGCUCCCACAUCAGCCAAACUGCAAGCACGGCAUUCCUACUCCCCUCGUGACAUCAAGUUCAACCACCGCUUCUGCACCAUGGUCAGGCGAUCACCAAGUGGAAUCCGACGUGUGGACUUCACCAAGUUUCACGACGUCCAGCCUGUCCCAGCUACUCUUCGCCGCCCCCACUUCCUCCCCCAUGCUCCCUCCUGGGAGAAUCUCCGCAACAUUCCAUCCCUCUCCACUCUCCCCAGCGUUCUCCGCCACCCCACUGCUGUCUCAACCGACAAGUCAGGCGCCAUCAUGGGCCGAAAGGAUGCCGCUCACCCCUUCCCAGCCCCUGAUGACUCUGCUUCUGCCUCUCAAGCCUCCCUGGCUUAUCCUCCCUCCGUUUCCGCUGCUGCUGCUGCUGGUGACUCCACUGCUCCUGUUGCAGCUGACACGAUUCGAAAAAAUUCAAGCUUCAUGAACAUUCUUUCUCUUGGGUUUGGGACUGGGUCAGGCUGGGGAGGUGGCGUAUGGGGGAGUGGAGUGUGGGGCGGUGGAGUGUUGUGGAGUGGGGGACCAGGCACGGGAGCAGAAGAAGGGUCAAGAGGAACAGUAGCAGCAGGAAGAGGGGGUUCACUAGCCAGUGGGAACACAGCUGGUGAUGUGGUCCGUGGAAGCAGUGUGAAUGCAAGCACUUCUAAUGUUGCUGCUGAGGACUGGAGAAGAGUCCUUGAAUGCAGAGCUGCAAGUGACUCGGCAGCUGUUGGGGGAGGAUCAGGAGGAGGGCUAGGAGGUGGGCGUGGACACGAAGGCGGAGCGAUGUUCCUGCCUCUGGCUGGCAUGGAGCAUGAAUUGUCCAUGGCCUCUCUCCCUCCAGUAAUUGAAGGCAGCUCCGGCAGCAGCAGCCCAGCCAGUGUGCCUCCAGCUGUUAUUUCGAACUCUGGCGUUUUCAAUCGAUCAGGUGCGUGGAAUACUGCUCAUGUAGGGACAUGGUCCAUGGAAACAACAGCAGAGGCUGCAGCGAGUGGAGCUGUGGUGAUAGCUUCUGUAGCAGUUGCAACCGCAUCAACGGCAGUCAUAGCAGGAGGUGGAGAUGCAGCAGCUACAGUAGGAACACCUGCAGGAUCAGUGGCACAGGCUCCUGCGUUUGAAGGAAGGAAGCAGAUGAGGCGCAUGGUUAAACGGGGGAGCGCGGAGAGAUGGGAUCGAAUUGGUGGUGGGAUGACAACAGAACAAGGGCGACUUAGCAGGCGGGUAUCAUUUGAGGUAUCACCUGUCGCUGAAAUGGUUGGUGAGGGAGGGGCUCAGCAAGGGGCUGAGCUUACAGCAGGGAGGGAAUGUGCAAGUGUUUUGACUGCAGCAGUGCUUUAUGGGGGGUCUAGAAGGGACGAAUGCUGCAAGAAAUUGACUCAAGGAGCAGACAGACACGAGAUUGAGGAAAUGGUUGUUGAAACUCCCAACAAGAAGGGGCGGAAGGAGCAGAGGGAUUUGGGUGGAAGAAGGCAUGGGAGGGCAUUUAGUGAACCAACCAUUCCUGUUCCCAGCAGCAAGCGAAACAGUGCUUCUAGCAGGAGCAGUAUGAGUGGAGGCAUUGGAGUUGGUGGCAGGAGGAGCAGUGGUGCGGGCAAGCAGGGAAGAAGUUCCGGUGCCUCAGGCCUGCCAGGCUGCUGGACAGAUCAAAGUCCGCUGCUGCUGAUGAAUUCCUUCAGUGUGCGCUCGGCAUCACACAUGCUGGAAAUGGAUGCACGCCACAGGAUUGCUGUGGCAGAGAAGAGGGAGCAGCAGUGGCGGGCACUUGUUGUGGAUCUUGCCAUCAAGGUGCAGAGCAGCAAAGCUCUCCAUGCGCCUGAUGUUGAUUGUCAUCCACUCCUCAAUAGAGCCAAGGAGUUUCUUGAAAAGGCUGCUGAAGAAGAUGAUGUUAUAGGCUCUUCUGAUUAG